AUGGAGGAGUACAAUCGUUAUUCCAAUAAGAAGAAAGAAGAAAAAGAUCUUUUAUGUAAUCAUGAAACAAUAAAAGAAGUUUAUGAACAAAACAAGUCUACACAUUCGACAAACAACAGCAGUAAUUCCAAAUCAUCACUUAAAAGAACAGAAAGUAAAAUGGAAGAAAGUCAUUAUGACUCUGACAACAAUAUGGAAUUAGAGAGCCAAACGGAUGACUCGGAAUGGAAAUAUCAAAAGAAAUCAACUAAACGUGGAAACAAAGCACCAAGAAUGGAUUCCUUUAUCCAUGGAAGAACAAUAACAUCGUCUUCAUAUAGUCACAAUAGAAAGGAAAACAAAUCAUUACGUCACACCCAGGCACAUAUACAAAAUGAUGACGAAAAGAACGAAAGAAAAAAUGACAGAUGUCAGCUGGCACAUAUAGAAAAUCAGGGCAAUCAAGACCAAGAGGAUGAAAUUCAACUUUUAGAAAUUACAUCAGCACAUCAACGAUCAAACAACAAGGACUUAAGCCAAACAGGCAAUCAACAAGAGCCGGAUGGAAUAAAUGACAUAUACGUAACCAACCAGGCAAUAAAAUUUGCAGUUGAAGAUAAAUUUCCACCACUAAAAAUUAUCUGCAAUCCAAGUUUAACAAGCAAAGAAGAAGCUGAAAAUAUUAUUAAGGAAUUCUUCAAAUAUAUUGAACAAAAUUUUAAAAAAACUAACCCUCGAUUCAUUUAUCCUCUAGGUUUCGAUCAUUACAUUAUUGAUAAAGCAGGAUCAUUAAUUUGUUUCACAAAAUACAUUGAAUUAUUUACAAAGAUGUGUAGUCCCAACCAUUACCCAGAAAAUAUAAAUAAUAUCAAACUAACACCUAUAUUACCGACGAGAUUACCAUCACGUAACGCAGUUAUUUUGAAAUUAGUUCAUAACUCACUAAAAUUAGAUGAUAUACAAACACAAGUUAAAGAAAAAAUGAAAUCAAUUUAUAAAGUAGAAGAAAUGCUGGGUACAUUUACUUACCGUUCACGACAUAUUCGCGUUGACUUACUUUCACAAGAUGAAUAUAGAAAUAUUCUAAACAGUGGUAAAUUUGCAGUAGGAGGUCAUUUAUACGACAUAGAUGAAUACUUACCUUCACCAAAGAUCUUAAUAUGUAACAAAUGCAAUUCACCAGGUCAUACUAAAAGAAGCUGUAAGGCAAUAAAUGAAAUAUGUAAAAGAUGCGGUGUCAACAGAAACGAUGGUGCUGACCACAAAAACUGUAUUGUUAAAUGUCAUCAUUGUGGAGAAGACCAUGAAGCAACCAGCUUUAAAUGCAAAACUAUUAUUAAAUUUAGACAAAAUCUCCUACAAAAAUUAAAAGAAAAUAAUCAUUUAUUACCUCAACACGUUCAAUUCUACAUUCCACAGAAGUAUCGUAAUGGAAAAAUGGAAAAAAUCUUGAUGAACAAACAUUACGAAGCACAUAUUAAUCAACAACAUAAAACAAGUCCAUUUUUUAAUAAUCCUGAUGAUUAUAGAAUGUGGCCUUCAUUAAACCCAAAUUUAUCGUUGGCAUCAAACACAAAUGCGAACGCAAGAUCAUUAUGGCAUUUUGAACUAAAACAAAUUCAGGAAGAUUUGAAUCUCAUAAAACAGGAAAAACGAGAUAGAAAUAAAAAAAUGGAAAACACAGCAUGA
Molecule: messenger RNA, 1668 nt
Organism: Rotaria socialis
Lineage: Eukaryota; Metazoa; Rotifera; Eurotatoria; Philodinida; Philodinidae
Source: the annotation of a GenBank genome assembly